This is a messenger RNA of Helicoverpa zea (corn earworm), 1854 nucleotides long. Its product is annotated as THO complex subunit 4D-like. NCBI's taxonomy places the organism in Eukaryota, Metazoa, Arthropoda, Insecta, Lepidoptera, Noctuidae. The transcript has 3 exons. The record is from RefSeq and is a predicted model, not a curated record. Bases 153 to 1292 code for a protein of 379 amino acids.
GCAACACUGAAUUUAAUAUAUUUUUGUAGCUGUCUGUUAAGCUGUUGGUAGGUAACCUAUUUGUAGAAUUUCGCAAGUCUUAAAACAAAUAUUAAAAUAAACACAGAACUUGUACAUUAAAAUAAGUGAAGUGCAAUAUAAAAGUGUAAACGAUGGCAGACUCUGUUAAUAUGUCUCUAGAUGAGAUAAUAAAGCAGAAUAGAUCAAGUAGAUCUCGUGGGAGAGGAGGCGGGAAUGUUCGCGGACGUGGUGGUGGCCGAGGCAGAGGCGGCAGAGGCCGUGGGCGCGGAGCUGGAGGCGUCGCUCGCACUCGUUCACAGACAAGAGCGAACACGCCGGCGGGUUCGAGACGUGGCCGGUCACGCUCCCGUGGACCUGGCGGUAGACCUCAAUCACGAUCUCGCUCCCAGUCACGCAACCGUUCUCGCUCCAGACAGAACCGUUCGAAUUCUCGCGCCAGAUCUGCUUCAAGGUCUCGCUCUCAACUGAGAGGCUUGACACCUAAAGGCAGAGCAGGAUUGGAAGAGCAGCUGGUGAUGCCUCACUUAAUAAGGGGUGGCAGAAUGAACAGAGGAAACAUGCGUGGGCGACUGAGCCGAUCUAACGUAAACUCACAAGGCAGUGUUCAUAGCAGACUUGGAGUGACUACUCGAAGAGGCAUGAAUAACAUUCGCCGUCCUUUGGCAGUUGCCAAGAGAGGAAUAUCUAAAAGGGGAAGAGGUUUGAGUACUGCAAAUAGAUAUAGUGCAGUAGGCUUAAGGUCUGAUCAGAUCCUUAAAGAGCAGAGACAAAACAUGCUACUUCGGAACAAUAUAAUAAAAUCGCAAACCUUCACACGCUCCAGGAAUAACUCUUUCAGUUCACCUUCUCAAUUGACUGUAAGUGUUGCUAAUGAUUUUGCUAAGAGGCGUCGUAACAGUGUUGGUAAUGCAGGCUACUUGAAUAAACACAGUUUAGCACAGUUGAACAACCAAUUUGGCGGCUACAACACCAGAAGAGGUCCUGGCAGUGUCAAAUCAAUGGGUUCCAACAGAUCUAACAGGUCUAACCGGUCCAAUGCUAGUAGAGGGUCUAAUAGGUCUAGAGGCCGGGGUCGCGGUGGUAAUCGCGGCGUUGGUCGCAAGUUUGUAAAUAAACAAGUUCUUAAUGCUAAACUUCAAAAAGAAAUAGCUGUUAUCCAAGGUAAAACUUAUGGUAAUAGUACAAAUAGUGAGGCACCAACAGGUAUCAAUUUUUCACCAACUCCAGCAGCAACUGCACAGUCAUUACAUCAAAGAUUUGCUACUUCUUAAAUUAAGGAUUUAGACAUAAAUUGUGAUUUUUUUAUUUUAAGUACAGAUAGAACUUAAAGCUGAUUACUGAUACCUACUAAUAAAGAUUAUAAUAUGCAACAGAAAGCUAUCAAGUGAUCUUUAAAUGUAAGCUUAUUUUAGAAAUGUUUUGCUACCAAAAUACUAUUGUUUUCUUACAAAAAAAUUAACCCAUUUUUUGUUUUGUGACAUUUAAUUCAUUUUGCUCUUGGUAUAUGACUGAGCCCCAUAUAUUCAAUUCAUUAAUUUAGCUUGCAGUAUUUUGUAAAUUCUAACAAAAAAGAUCUACUGGAUAAGAAUAAAAUAUGUUUAUUAGAAAAUACCAGAGAUCUUUAAAUUAUGUAUUGUGCUGAAAUAUUAUUAUGGAAAAAGUUCAGAUAACAGUUUUGAACUGAACUACAUAAAUUCUGUAUAAAUCUAUAUUCUACUGUUUUAGUUAGCUAUUGGAAUUUCAAAUCCCUUCUCAUUGCACAUCUAUGUCACCUAUGUAUGUGUUUUGUAAAUUGUAUGCUACUAGACACAGCAAUUCCAGCUGUGUUCAAUA